CUAUACUCCAUCACCCCACAGAUGAACAUAGCCUAUUAAGCGACGUUGCAGUGCGCUUCGCCGUGACAUACGUGCGUCGCGACGCUUGCGGUUGGGUGUUGCUGCCUGGGAUGCACACGGCCGCUUUACGAAAGGAUAACUGCUGAGACCUAGUAUGGAGCUUAAUAUACCGGCCGCGUUCUGCAGGCUGUACGACAACGCACCAGGACGUCCAUGACGUAGCAACGCGCGCGGAAUCCAGCUGCUCUCAGUUCAGCCUUGAGCACGUAGCAGCAAAGAGGCUUUCCUGCCGGGAAGAUGGCCGGCAAAGGCUGCAUGGGCAGCCAACACGCCGUCGGCGAUGGUCCCCAUGCACGGAUGAGGCAAACGUGGGCAAAGCCGUCCAGCUUUCCGCCCGCCUUGCUGGCUGUGCUGCUAGUACUUCAGGCAAUGGCGUCGACCGUUGCAGCUGAAGGCCACACGACCUCUUGGCAUUCAGUCCAGCUUAGAAGCAUUGGCAGUAGCAGAAGAAGCAGCAGUAGUAGUGGUAGCAGUAGAAGCGGCAGUGGUCGAGCACUUCUUCAGACGCUAGCGGACGUGGAUUUCCCCUUCCAAUACUCCUGCCGCAAGCGCUGCACGAACAGCCCUUGGGCGCUUGCGGGAGUACGGAAGACCUCAAGUCGGCGAGGCACCGUCCUAACCUACUGCGUCAAGCUGCAAACCAAGACCUGCGCGGAUCACGCAUGUUGCGCGGAGCUGGCUAGCCGAGUAGAAGCCAUUUCCCUUAGCACGGCCGCCGUUGGGAGUUGCAACGCCAGCAGCGUACUGCGAGUGCUGGCGAACGGCGUGGAGCUCCCGCGCACUCUCAACUACCCAGCUGGGUACGUUGUGGGCAGUGCGGCCAACGUGGGGCUGCUGGCCAGCGGCCUCGGAGCCCUGGCGCCCACCCCUGGGGAGCUCGAGGUCUGCUACGAAACGCGCUCCACAUGCGCCGACUGGAGCGACCUGUGCCACGCCACCGACGGCGCCUGCUACUUUGCAGUCAACGAGGCCGCCCCCAGCGAAGACCUUGGCUGCUGCAACACCUGCCAGGUGACCGGACUCAUCUUCGCCGACCCCCUCGCCGCGUCACCGCCGCCGACGCCGUCACCACCGCCUUCACCGGCCCCCCCAGCUGCGCCUCCUCCUCCAAAGGCCAAGCGCAGUCCUCCCCCACCUCCACCUCCUCCCAGCCCACCUCCUCCGCCGCCUCCGCCACCGCCCCCUAGCCCGCCACCGCCUAGCCCGCCUCCGCCUCCCCCACCUCCACCUCCUCCCAGCCCACCACCGCCUAGCCCGCCUCCGCCUCCC
Astrephomene gubernaculifera is the source of this 1329-nucleotide messenger RNA. The record is from the annotation of a GenBank genome assembly. NCBI's taxonomy places the organism in Eukaryota, Viridiplantae, Chlorophyta, Chlorophyceae, Chlamydomonadales, Astrephomenaceae.